Molecule: messenger RNA, 435 nt
Organism: Mesocestoides corti
Lineage: Eukaryota; Metazoa; Platyhelminthes; Cestoda; Cyclophyllidea; Mesocestoididae
Source: the annotation of a GenBank genome assembly
AUGGAGGUUUUUAUGUCCACGACUUGCUAUGCCUCACUGAAUGCAUUUGCUUUUGGAGAUCCAGAAUUCAAGGAGGGUCUCCUUAUUGGAAGCGUGCAAGAAACCUCCCCAAGAAUUUUCAUCACAGCCGCGAUGCCAUGCGCGUUGAGAUCUGGGCAGUUACCAUUUUCCUCGUUUGGAAAGCCAAUCGGCAUCUUUCGGUGUCGUGAAAAGAAACUUCGGACUGACAUUAGUGUCAAUGAUCUUGCCAGCCUCUUUCCAGGGGCACUUUUUUUCUGCCUUAUUGAAUCGGAUAAUAAUAACAACGUGACUCAGCACCUCUUCAAAACUAUUUUUGACAAUGGUUUUCGUUCUGUGGAGCCCAUAGAGUUUCAUCUUUUUCCCGAGAGCCUGGGUGAUAAUGAGCUUCUUAUAGCCGGCAUACCUGAAGUGUAA